Molecule: messenger RNA, 803 nt
Organism: Aethina tumida (small hive beetle)
Lineage: Eukaryota; Metazoa; Arthropoda; Insecta; Coleoptera; Nitidulidae
Exons: 2
Coding region: 225-713 (162 amino acids)
Source: RefSeq, a predicted model, not a curated record
AAUAAAAGAUGGCAGUUUGACGUUUACAAAAAUUUUGUUUACGAUUGUUUUAAUCCAGAGUAUUUUUCUAUAACUUCUGGUGUAACAAUCCACCAAAGUUAAUUUCGUAUACUCCGAUGUUCAAGCAUUUAACUGUAGGCCUUAUGAAUUGAUAGCUGAAGAAGUGUGAUGUGUUAUUAGAAAAAUUAACGUCAGUGCCCAUAGAAAAAGUGGUACAAGUGAAAAUGGAAGAGGAAAACGUCGAUUCAGCUAUGGCGUUGUUGGAUUUGAAUGAAGAAGGUAAACAGGAUGAUUCGCAGGACACUGCCGAAUUAAAAUCGGCAAGAACCUUACGCAGCUCCGGGCGUAGUAAAAAAGUGCCAGAGGUUCAGCCCGAAAAACGUCGCACGAAAUUAAAACCGAAGCGACUCGACGAGAACAGCAGUUACAACGCUGUGCGAAAUUAUUAUCUGGAUAAAACGAUUAAAAAACAGUCACCUAGUCUAGAGACAAUUUUCGAAGAGCCAACAAGUGUGAACGGAAAGCUACUUGAAAUUAGUCAUAAGAAGAUCAAAAGGAUGAUGAAUUUCAAUGCGACUCCCUCCAUGAAUAAACUGAAGGUUAAGAAGAGACAAAUGAAGGCCAAGAAGUUUGGUUUCAAGAAAAACAGGAAGAAAAUGAGUAUGGAAACCUUUAUGGAAAAGUUGAACAAGUUAGGAGGACCCGAUGAGUGAUGAGUUUGUGUGUAUGUUUUUAUUGUUUACUACGUUAUACAAUUAAUUUAAUUAUUUUAUAUUUUUAUAAUAAAAAUUAAUCAAAUUCUU